AGGUCAGGAAGUAGUGUGAAGUACAUGGGAAACGUUAGGCUUGCAGUAUGUGGGGCUUUAAAUAGAGACAUGGUAUGAACAAUGGUGAUAGAACGAGCACCGACAAGCACUAGGAGUUACUCGUGGUCUGCCUUCAUACAUACCAAAGUAAAAGGAAGUUAGCAUGGAGACAUUUGUUUUUCUAUUUCCUCAAUUGAACUUUUUGGCCCCAAAAGAGGAAGCGUAUUUCAAAAUGCUUGGUCCAGGGGACUUGAAUGCAUCGAGAAUGAAAGAGUGCAGUUCCAGAUUAAAAGACAGCAAGUACCGAUUCAGCCUUCUACUGACCAAGUCAGGCUCCCAUGAAAACGUCAGCCCAGAAAAGAAGACCACCACUGCAACCAACAACAUCUCAACGGAGGAAGCUUUGAGAUGGAGUGACUCCUUUGAAGAGCUUCUCAGACAUUCAGACGGAGUGGAAACGUUCUCCCAGUUCCUGAGGACGGAGUUCAGUGAGGAGAACAUCGAGUUCUGGUUAGCCUGUGAGGAAUACAAGUCCAUUCACUCAGAGACCAAGAAAAUCUCCAAAGCCAAACAGAUGUACGCUGUCUUCAUUGAAUCCGAGGCGCCGAAGGAGGUCAACAUUGACUAUGCCACCAAGCAGGCAAUCCAAAAGAACAUAGCUGCGCCUACAGAUUCCUGUUUUGAUGCUGCACAGACCGUAGUCUAUGGCCUGAUGAAAAAAGACUGUUACCCAAGGUUCCUCACGUCUGACAUCUACCUGCGCCUUACCAAGAGGAAGGGCCCCGGGACCACAAUGUACCGACGGAGGUCAAGGUCCUGCGUUUUCAAUGAGCCCCGGGGGGAGGCCACCAGCGACUCUGCCUGGUUGUAGCAUCACACACACAUACACACACACACACACCUACACACGCACACCUACACACACACACACAUACACACACACACAC
Esox lucius (northern pike) is the source of this 947-nucleotide messenger RNA. It is a transcript of the gene rgs18, whose product is annotated as regulator of G protein signaling 18. The transcript is spliced from 5 exons. The record is from RefSeq and is a predicted model, not a curated record. Bases 164 to 871 code for a protein of 235 amino acids. NCBI's taxonomy places the organism in Eukaryota, Metazoa, Chordata, Actinopteri, Esociformes, Esocidae.